CCAUGAAAAUAAGCACCUGACAAAAGGAACCUGAGCACUUCCUCCUCUCUGCUACUCCUAAAGCAAUGAGGACUCCAUGAAUUUGGAUUUCACUGUAUGUUGAUGACAGAUGCUACUUCAGCGGACCGCCAUUGACGACCGUGACCGAGUCCGCUAUUCUAUAUCUGUGACCGCCAGUUUAAAGCGACUGGAGCUCCAGUGGUUGCUUUUGUUGUAGCGGCAGGGCUGAGCCACGUCAGCUCUUGGAUGCAGCCGGAACCAACCGAUCAAGGAUUUACCUUGACAAGGUUUCCGGACAGCCUUCCGCUACGACUACCACAGGUCGCUGACAGUUUAGCGGACAAUUCAGCUGACAAGUCAACUCGCAACGGAGAGACCCUUCCUGAUCAACGCCUAAUCCUUCCGAAGGCCGAGGGAACCUGUUGAGUGGCUGGUACUGCUGCGUCCGACCGAGCCGGCGCUUCUGCCACGUGUCCAACAGCUACGGAGGGACCCCCCCGCUCAACGGCUAGUACUGCUGCGUCUGAUGGAACCGGCGCUUCUGCCACGUGUCCAACCGCUGCUCGAGAGAGACGAGGAUCAUGAUCGAAAAAGCAACAGGCAUAGCCUCUUCGGGCUCCUACUGACAGUGCUUGCACUGGGUCUAUGCGUCCUGACCGGCCUUGCUCUCCAAAACGGCUGGUCUCCCAGCUCUCUCCGCCUCGUUGACGAAAUCCUCACCGAAUCCAAGCCUCUCUGGCAGGCUCGGCUUGUGGCCAGCUGGCAGGCUCGGGAGGGAGGUUCAGCGGUAAAAGGUUCGGCAGAAGCAGCGCCAGCAGCAGCAGCAGUGGUGGAGGCAGAGCAUGCAGCAGUUGCUUCGGAAGACCCCAGAUGUUCCGAGAUUGGGAAACUGAUUCUCAAAUCUGGCGGGAAUGCGGUGGAUUCAGCCAUCGCUACAGUGUUCUGCAUGGGCGUGGUCAACCCUAUGGCCAGCGGCAUUGGGGGGGGUGCUUUUAUUCUCAUCCGCUCCCCAAACGGCUCUGCUGAGUUUAUCGACUGCAGGGAGACUGCUCCUGCUGCUGCUCACCAGGACAUGUUUGAGGGACAUGAGGAAGAUAUUUUCCGUGGAGGUCUUUCAGUGGGGGUACCUGGGGAGAUUCCAGGACUUCACCUGGCAUGGCAGCGGCAUGGCAGGCUGACGUGGCGCGACCUCGUGACGCCAGCUGCCGACAUGGCUAAGGGCUUCCACGUGGCAGCUUACCUGGCAAAUUCUAUAGCUGCCAGCAACGCGACUAUUCUCGCAGACCCUGGUCUAAAAGCGAUUUUCGCCCCACGAGGGCAGCUACUGAGAAAAGGAGACACCUGCUACCGGCCAGCCUUAGCAGCCACUCUUAAAGCCGUAGCAGAAGGGGGUCCAGAUGCGUUGUACCGAGGGGAGAGGGCGAAGGGGCUUGUAGAGGAAGUGCGGGCGAUGGGGGGGGUGGUGAGUGAGGAGGACUUGCAGGGGUUCAGGGCGGAAGUGAGGGAGGUGCUUCUGGGGCAGGCGUUUGGGCUGGAGUUCGUCAUGGCUCCCCCGCCGUCGUCAGGGGGGGCGGUGAUUCUCCAGGUGCUGAAGAUUCUCCAGGGGUUUGACCUCCCUCUGGCGUCAGCGGGCCCCCUGGGAGUGCACAGAGUGGUGGAGAGCCUAAAGCAUGCCUUCGCCGUGCGCAUGCACCUGGGUGAUCCUGCCUUCGUUAAUGUCACGGACGUCAUUCAAGAUAUGCUGUCAGAUGAGUUUGCCGCCCAGCUACGAUCCGCCAUCCAUGACAACAUCACAUUCCCGCCCGAGCACUAUGGGCACCCCGAGGACGAGGCAGAAGAGGACAAAAAGCGCCAACCGCACCGCCACCAGCUAUACGCACAACUGGACGAUCAUGGCACGUCGCACACAUGUGUGGUGGAUGAGGAGAGGAGGGCAGUCUCUAUCACAUCUACAGUAAACGGCCCGUGGGGGGCGGGCAGGAUGGCUGUAAAAUCCGGGAUAGUGCUGAACAACGAAAUGGCGGAUUUUUCGCUGCCCGACCGGCCGGGCAGGAGCCGGAAGCCGUUUGAGCCGCCGCCCGCCCCAGCGAAUUUUAUCCGGGCAGGAAAAAGGCCGCUGUCGUCAAUGUCUCCGACCAUUGUGCUGCAGGACGGGAAACUGAGGGCUGUGAUUGGUGGAGCUGGAGGAACAGUGAUUAUCUCAUCUGUUCUGCAAGUGAUUCUGCACUACUUUUGCCAGGGUUAUUCACCCUUCAAGGCAGUCGAUGCCCCUCGCAUCCACCACCAGCUGCUCCCCAACAUGCUGUUUUAUGAGGCAGCUCACGCCCUCGAUGACGGCGAGCGCAUCUCGGUGGACAAUGAGACCCUGGCAGCGAUGACCCGCCGCAACCACUCUACCUUUCCCAUGCCCUUUGGGGGGUUCGUCCAGCUCAUAGUGCAAGACCUGGAAGCCCCUGCUAUCAACCAAGACCUAGAAGCCCCUGCCCUGGUGCAAGGCUUGGAGUUGGGUGCAACGGUGCCAAGAAAGCUUGCUGGGCAAUGGGCUGUUACAAAUCCCGCCAUGGAGAUGCCUGGCUUGGGUGUUCUGCCUGCUGGUGGUGCUUCUUCUUCUGCUGCUGCUGCUGCUGCUGCUGCUUCUAAUACUGCUGAUGCUGCUCACGCACUCCUUGCAGGGCCAGGAGGGGGCAGGAGCCCACUGGUGGACCCUGUAUAUGUUGGCCGGUUGACAGCUGUCAGCGAUCCGCGAAAGGACGGAGGUCCUGCAGGGUACUGAUGAUGAAUACUGCUGAUUACAAUGACUAAAACUGCCAAAGUUUGGACCUCUCGGCUUGCAUGAUUUAUACAUUGAAGACGAAACAGAUUUGACAGA
Molecule: messenger RNA, 2869 nt
Organism: Closterium sp. NIES-67
Lineage: Eukaryota; Viridiplantae; Streptophyta; Zygnematophyceae; Desmidiales; Closteriaceae
Source: the annotation of a GenBank genome assembly